Molecule: messenger RNA, 696 nt
Organism: Gryllus bimaculatus (two-spotted cricket)
Lineage: Eukaryota; Metazoa; Arthropoda; Insecta; Orthoptera; Gryllidae
Source: the annotation of a GenBank genome assembly
CAGAAAGUGCCCUAACAAAAGCAACGUAUACUAAUUCUUCCUUGGAGGCAGAACUACAAAAAAUUGCUUAUGAGUUUGGAAUAAACAUUUCAAACACCAAAGACUAUGGGGACAUUAUCGAGAAAUGGAGGUGUUUUGUGUCAACCUUUGAGAAUGAGAAAAUGUACUUAAAAAAAGAACUCCAGAAUCUACGACAACAGUUGCAAGAAAAUGACCUUUUUUUAAAGGAUGAAUUAGCAAAACGAGAAACAAUAAUAAAAGACGAGAAAGAAAAGUAUGAGACCAUGUCAACAGAAUUACAAAAAAUGAAUGAAAAAGUUGAAGAAAGUCAGGACUUAAUUUGUCGCAACCAACAACUUCAAAACAGCUUAAAAGAAGCAGAACAAAGAAUUAUGAUCUUGAUGAAAUCUAAUGAAACCCUGGAGAAAGAAUUGGAGGAAAAAAAACUUCAUGAGCAGCUGUUAAUUGAAAACCCUGAUAUAACCUCCAAAGUUGAAGUGAAAGUGCAUGGAAAUCCUGAACAAGAUUUGGAAAAUCAAAUACAAGCUAAUGAAAUUCGUAUACAAUUGAUAUCUGUCCAGACCACGAAACUUAAAGAAACUCUCAAUAAAUUAAGAAAAUUAACAAAAUUUCGACAAGCUGCUUUAACAAAUGCCUAGGGCAUGGUUGGCGGUGUUAUUGUAAUAUUAUUAGACA